GCGCGAGGAAGACGACGACCGACAGUCGUACGCAUCGUACGCAUCGCGGGCCACACACGAUGAGCGCCGAGCACGGCGCGAUGACCGAGAGCACUACAACGAGGGCCGACGACGCGAUGAACGACGGGACGAGGGACAUGCCCGAUACCACGAUCGCGACGAUCCACGGGACGAGCGGGCAAGUAUGAGACCGACAAUUGUUAUGCCCACGUUCACGGGGACAGAUCCAGAUGCAUGGUUGAGUCGAGCUGUGCAAUUCUUAAAGAUCAAUGAUGUGCCAAGGUACGAACGAGUUCAAAUUGCUGCUUAUCACCUUGAUGGAGAAGCAAACGUUUGGUGGCAAUGGGUGGUGCACAAAAACCAUGGUGAGCACAUGCGUUGGAGAGAUUUUGAAAAAGAGCUCAUCACGAGGUUUGGCUCGAGUGACUACCACGAUUACAACGAGGCUUUGUCAAGAAUCAAACAAGUGGGUAGUCUAAAGGAUUAUCAAAAGGAGUUCGAACGCAUUGCUAGUAGAGUACGGGACUGGCCUGAGGCUGCGCUAGUGGGAACAUUUGUUGGGGGACUAAAGGCUGGAUUGGCAGCCGAAGUAAGGUUGGAUAGGUCGAGAUCGAUGCGAGCAGCCAUUGAGUCGGCUAGAUUGCACGAAGAUCAUCUUGUGGCGGUACGCAAGACAAAGCCGAGCGACGUGCGCACUGAGACUAAGCGCACGAACGCGGCGACUGAGGAGCUAACGGGGCGAACAGAAAGCAAGCCGAUGGGCGAGACUGUUCGAACGACUAGCAACAUACGGCGGCUUACUGACGAAGAGAUGCAACGACGGCGAGAAAAAGGCCUUUGCUAUUCGUGCAACGAAAAAUUUAUGCCAGGCCACAGGUGCAAGGGUAAGGAGGUCUUUUUGUUGGAAAUUGGAGAUAAUUGCGAAGAAGAAGAACCACGAGAUGAGUCCUUGUUUUAUAUGGUCAAAAGCAAGAAAUGUGUUCCGAAGAUGAUCACAUUCACGGCUGAAGUGAGAGGAAAAUUGGUGGAAGUAUUGGUUGACAGCGGGUCCACGCUAAACUUCAUUGAUGAGGAGCUAUCCAAAGAAAUUGAGAUUCCAUUCACCAAGGUAAAACCUUUUGGAGUCAAAGUUCCAAACGGGGAAACACUGCGAGGGGAUAUUCUCUUCAAGAGUGUAAAGUUGAAGGCUCAAGGUCAAAGGAUGAGAGUGGAUCUCUAUGCCUUGCCAUUGAAGGCGACUGAUAUAGUGCUUGGAUGCCAAUGGUUAGAGACUCUUGGUCCGAUCACAACCGAUUAUUGGAAGGGAACUAUGGAGUUCGGGAGAUCAAGUAAGAGGGUCAAGUUGAGGACUGAGGAUCCAGGCGAGUCACCUGAUGAGGAUGACGGGGAUGUAGGCGAGGUUGCGUAUCGAUUAGCCCUACCUCCCGAGUUAUCAGGCAUUCAUAAUGUAUUUCACGCAUCUAUGUUGCGUAAGUACGUGUGCGACCCCGAUCAUGUUAUUCCCCAUUUAGAUAUUCAGGUUCAGUCAGAUCUUUCGUAUGAGGAGCGACCGGUAGCUGUACUAGACCGUCAGGUUCGUCGGGUCCGGAAGCGAGAUGUUCCCCUCGUGCGUAUUCAGUGGGAUCGCCACGGAGCUACUUGGGAGGCGGAGUCUGAUAUUCGCACUC
This is a messenger RNA of Striga hermonthica, 1667 nucleotides long. The record is from the annotation of a GenBank genome assembly. NCBI's taxonomy places the organism in Eukaryota, Viridiplantae, Streptophyta, Magnoliopsida, Lamiales, Orobanchaceae.